Molecule: messenger RNA, 519 nt
Organism: Alligator sinensis (Chinese alligator)
Lineage: Eukaryota; Metazoa; Chordata; Crocodylia; Alligatoridae
Gene: KRTCAP2
Product: keratinocyte associated protein 2
Exons: 5
Coding region: 1-429 (142 amino acids)
Source: RefSeq, a predicted model, not a curated record
AUGGCUCGUGGGGAGGACACGCGUGGGAGGCGCGAGCCGUCGCUGGCGCUGUCGUCGCUGCUGUCGCUGCUGCUGUUCGCGGGGAUGCAGAUGUACAGCAAGCAGCUGGCCUCCUCUGAGUGGCUGACCAUCCAGGGCGGCCUGCUGGGCUCCGCGCUCUUCUUCUGCUCCCUCACCGCCUUCAACAACUUGGAGAGCCUGAUCUUCGGCAAGGGCUUCCAGGCCAAGAUCUUCCCCGAGAUCCUUGUGUGCCUCCUGCUUGCUCUCUUCGCCUCCGGCCUCAUCCACAGGGUCUGCGUGACCACCUGCCUCAUUUUCUCCAUGGUUGACCUCUACUACAUCAACAAGAUCUCCUCCACGCUCUACCAGUCCUCCGCCCCUGUCGUUAUGCCCACCAAGACUGUUGGCAAAGGCAAGAAGAGGAACUGAUGCCCCUGGCCCUCUGCGGGGCAGAGGGGGCAGCCCCCUGGCCAGCCCAGGACUCUGCAGUGACCAAUAAAGCAGCCUGUUUGUACCUUC